Messenger RNA from Branchiostoma belcheri (Belcher's lancelet), 4606 nucleotides. RefSeq names its product FERM domain-containing protein 6-like. Gene Ontology annotation, cellular component: cytoskeleton; cytoplasmic side of apical plasma membrane. The record is from RefSeq and is a predicted model, not a curated record. Lineage: Eukaryota; Metazoa; Chordata; Leptocardii; Amphioxiformes; Branchiostomatidae. The transcript is spliced from 15 exons. The coding region runs from base 261 to 2333 and encodes 690 amino acids. Gene Ontology annotation, biological process: positive regulation of hippo signaling.
GUGUUAGCUUCAGUACUGCAGGAAGUAUGGGACAAGCUCUAGCAAAUAUCUCUCAAGUCUGUAACAUGGUAGUAGGCAUUUCGUCGGUACAUGGGUUUAAAAAAGAACCCUGAUGAGGAGGCCAUAACUUCCCCCAUAUCUUGGAAGCAGAUAUGACGGGUUCUUUCUUGAAACACAGGAUGUGGUUUUGACCAUUUAUGAAGCAUACAAGGAAGGAAGGAAACUUUUGAGGAAGUGAAGGAAGGGCAGCCUGGUGUACCAUGAUCAAAGACAAGGUAGGCAUGGCCAGGAGAAGCCUUCCCCCCUCCCACAAGUAUGUGGAUGUGGUGCUACUGAAUGGAGAACAUGUACAGAUAGCUGCUGAGGGAAAGGCCAGAGGACAGGACCUGUUUAACAAACUGUGUUCCCUGCUGGACUUGAAGGAGCCUCACUUUUUCGGCCUUGCCGUGGCAAAAGAUGGGGAGUUCCAGUUUAUCGACCCGCAGAAGCGGCUAUCGAAGUACGGACCACGGGGCUGGCGCACGGACAGCAGCCAUGGCUUGGACAAGAAAGGUGCUCCUCUCCUUACCCUCUACUUCCGGGUGCAGUUCUAUGUGGAGCAUGGAGGGCUCAUCAGGGACAGAGUGAGCCGACAGCACUACUACUGGCAGCUGAGACAGAACGUCACCCAGUCCUUCCUGGGCCCUCCGCAGGAGGAGGCCUUCUUCGUGCUGGCAGCUCUGGCCCUACAGGCUGACAUGGGAAACUUCAGCACUGAUAAACACAAGGGACAGUACUUCCAACCCUCCAAGUACUUCCCACAGUGGGUGAUAGCCAAGCGAGGAGAGGACUACAUCACCAGACACAUGCCCAGCAUGCACAAGGAGCACCAAGCCAUGGCCACCACAGAGGCACAGACUGAGUACAUCAAACAAGCCAUCAAACUAGAGGAUGUUGCCAUGCACAUAUACAGGGUCAAAAAGAAAAAGAAGGAAAACCCAGCCAGUAUUCUCCUAGGAGUCUGCCAGAGAGGCAUCCAAGUGUACCAGAUUUCAGAUGCCGAACAGAACCUACAAUUCAGUUAUUCAUGGAAUGGACUCGGGAGGCUAAAGUUCAAGAGAAAGAGGAUAGAACUGCAACCAGAUGGGGCGCCCUCUUUCAGGAAGCUAGUGUACUACACAGAUAGUUAUAACAGGUCUAAGUACCUCCUGGAGUUGAUGAAGGGCACACAUCAGUUCCACCUCAGGAUGAAGCCUAGACUGGACCAGAUCAGGAAAAUGGAGGCACAAGCAGAUAAGAGGAAGUACCGUGAGUCGUAUAUCUACAGCACAGAGCUGGAGUGGGAGAACGGCGUGACUGUUGAGCUGUCCAGCUUCGAGGCCUUCGCCAAGCAGUUCACAGGGAACUCCCUGGGCAGGAGAAAACGUGGGACGUCCCAGUCUAGCAAGGGGAGCUCCAACACAUCCGGCAUCUGCAGCGACCUCAAGCCCAAGCUGUCAGAUGGUGAAGCUUCUGAGAAGUUAAGUGAGAAGCCAGAGGAAGACCACAAGUCAGCCAACCACAAGAGUGCUAAACAGGACACACGCGACCACAAAACGGCAGAACAUCCUACCACAAAACCUGAUGAGGAGGGAGACAGGGCAGACAAUGUAGUGGAGGUGUCAGCUGAAGUGCUGCAGUCCUUACCACAGACCAUUCCCGCAGAGCAUGAACCCAAGAAGAAUGUUCUCCAUGUGCGUGACAUGGACCACAUCCAGCACUACAUGUUGACUCCUGUGGAGAGCUCCAUCCUACUGGAGGAGACAGCAGAGAAGCCUGAGGAGCCGGCCACUAAGAGGGACCUGACACCGUACACCACCAUCUUACUUCCUGAACUAGACUGCAGCAGUGAAGAGACCAGCUCAGCUCGUCUUCAAGAAGAUUCCAGUCCAUCAUCACCCCAACACACAGCAGAAAAGGAUGACACAGCCCAGCGGGACGUCCCUAGCCAGGCGGAGAUGUCAGGCACUGUAGAUAGUCUUCAGCAAAACCCCCCAGCCAACCCCCGGGUCUCCACUCUGUCCUCUGAUGACCGGGAGGUCACCACCAACACGCCUCCCCUCAGCGACAUGCAGCCGGUGUUCUUCUCUCCAACCCACUCCCCCUCUCCUGUCAGUGCAAACACACAGCUGACGUCGCCAGAAAAAAGGCACAGUUGUACCAUGAACUCCUCCUUUCUUGUAGAUAUCAAGUCUUCUCCUUCAGACAGUUCGGGGCUGUAUCAGACGGCUUUUACUGACAUUAGUCAGCUUAGUGCUAGUGACUCCAAUGGAGGCAAGGAGACAUGGACUUCCCCAUAUUCCAUAAGGGUGUAAAGCAGGCCGGAAUAUCUUGCUAACAGUGUCAGUAACUGUGUUACCAUGGCUUUGUACUUACUGUAGCUGUUCCCAUUUUAAAGCUAUUCCUCUCACAUUGAUGAAGUGUGAAAUUAUAGCACUGGGAGUAUUUUCAGGAAGAAAUGUGUAUGCUGAGUUUUAAGACAGUGCUAUACUUCUGUGAAGACUACAUGUUGUUUUUGCCAGUUCAAACAGUAUUACAUGGUCGAACACAUGACGACACCCCUAAGAGUACUACAACAGUCUAUACGGUAUACCACUACUGAAACUUCCUUGUACUUAAGAAAGGCCUGAGGAGUAUACAGAGUACUUGCAAUUCAAACUAUUUUUUAUCACCGUCAUUCCAUGCUGCUUGUGAUAAAUGGCCAAAUCCACAUUUGUGCCAAGUUAUUGACAUUACAAUUAAUGUUACCAGUUUUUGUUGUCAGGUCAGAUAGUACUGGUAUUUACAGAGGUGCUGCAAUGCCUGUUGUCACACUCACCAAGCAAUUCAUCUCUUGUCACAGAUUAUACCUCACAGUAUUACAGGUACCUAGGAUAAUUUUUACUUCUCCACUCCAGUGUCUGUCUGUUUAAACUGAAUGAAGAAACCUUUUCUCCUUGUACCAAGUUAAAGUAAGAAACGGUUCCUUGAUUUAAGUUGACUUUCUUUUGCAAGAUAAAGCAUUCAUUAUCUUGUAAGAGGGUAGAUGUGUUAAACCAACCUUGGUUGAUACUUGGACACUGAGAUAUCAACUCCUACAGUAUUUAUAGUUCAUUAAUUUUUUGUCAUAGCAGAUAUUCUGACUGGUAUUUAUAAUCAGAGUGGUGCUACAAUCCCUUUUGUUGUCACAUGACAUAUUUUCCAAACAUUUCAUCUCAUUCACAAGUUAUACCUCAUGAUGCUUACAAUGUAUAGCCCUGUGUCAGGAUUGAAUGUGUGCCCAGAAUAGAUUGACCCAUCAUUUUCUUUCGACAAGAAUUUGACUUUGAAGCUAGCCACUGAGAAUUCAGUUUUUUUUUUCCUGUCGGACUAUGCUCCCAUGUCAGAUGUGUUUACAAAGAGGCAAUGUUUGUUUACAAUUACAUGUACAUAGCAACAACUGGAUGAUUAAGAAGAGGAUUUUGACAGUAUUACCAACUGUAUUACUGCUUCCAGUAUUAUAGUCAUCUCACGACAUAAGCCAUCAAGCAGAAUUGUUAUCAUGUAUUGUGUAGGUCUCCCGCCAGGUGAACUUCAUCAUGAAACCUUUUCAGUCCCAUUUUCUUUUUACUUUGAAUUACAGAAAAGGUUUCAGGAUGGGGAAACCAUGUCUUUCCAAGGUUUGUGACCGAGUUUUAAAGAAGCCUUGUGAAAGACUAGAUAGGUGAUCCUAAGUAUGCAACAUGCUGUUAUGAGUCAGUGUUAGCAGAGAUUUUUUGACAUCAAUCCUACUUUGCUAAGCAAAAGCCAUGUAAAUACAAGUUUUCUGUAGAGACCUCAGGAUGAAGAAUCUUAGUUCUCAAACAUUGGUGAUUGGGCAAAAGAUUUAUUACCUAGGUGGAAGGAAAAAAAUUUGUACUUCAUUCAUGUUUCAAAAUCAAAUUAAGAAACCCUUUCUUGUCCAAAUUAGCAGUAAGAAAAGGUUUCUUGAUUAAGUUUAUUUCUGAACAUGGUGAUACUUUUCUUAUCUUCGACUUGUAAGAGUGGUACAUGUAGGCUUUGCGAUUUCCAACCAACCAUGGGUAAUUGUUUGUUACCACGAAGACACUCUCCAUCGGCAUUGCCAGAUUUCUCCUUGCAUUUCUUUUGUACAACAUAAGCUUCACAGUAGAUUUGCACUCAUAAGGAUGUUAUCUAUCAAUGAAGAAAAGUUUUACAUUUGUGUAUAUAUUAUAUAUAUAGGGUGAGAGGUCACUUUUGUUUCAAAACCAGUAGGAGGUUUCAGUCCCCAUAUCUUGCCUCCUUACCUGUAAAUUAUGUACAGUUCGUGGUGCUAUAGUAUUAUAGAUCUAGCAUGCAACCAAACAUUAUGUGCAAUUUAUUAAAGGUUGCUGUUUUUGUACUACAUAGUGAGCACUGGUGUUAAGUUAAAGGUUUAUCUUAACUUUCAUUGUUUGUUAUAUAUGCCACCAAGAGGACUAUUUGAGUUACCUUUUAUCCAUAUAUUUCUUUGUACUUUGUAUACCUACCUACAAAUAAAUAUUUUCAUAUUAUCCAGAUAUAAAGGUAUUACAAUGUGUUCUGGUGAUUCUUUUGUAUGGUGAUAUGUUAAAUCUUGCCAUUCCUCACU